Molecule: messenger RNA, 801 nt
Organism: Clavispora lusitaniae ATCC 42720
Lineage: Eukaryota; Fungi; Ascomycota; Pichiomycetes; Serinales; Metschnikowiaceae
Source: RefSeq, a predicted model, not a curated record
AUGUCCAAGUACGUAUUGGACUGGCCCACCUUGAGUGUGCUGUGGGGUCCAAUCGAUAUGCUCGAGAGAACAUCAUCGGCAGGCUGCACGUGGGCCUUCGCCUCCAUGGCGUUGGCGGUGUUGGCGAUCCACGUGGUUGUCUUUGCUCUCCACUCGUCCAUGGACAUGGGUGUGUACCACCAGACGGCGCCGUACCACCACGACGGCUUGUGGCCAUUGCGCACGGCCCAGUGUCGCCAGCGCCGUGCCUCCUCGCGCCAGGGGUCGUACGGAAGCAGCAUGCGGGCGUACUCGAGCCCCGACAGAAGCACAAAGAUCGAGCCUAGGAGAAACCGGGCGGCGCCGGCCACACGGGCACGCCAGACCACCUCGCCGAUGCGCACCGGGCGCCGCGCCAUCAAGCCAAUGCCGAAAAGGAGCUGUGCUGUGGUCAAGGCGGCUAAUGCUGGCGUGUUAUCGGACGCCGGCACCAACGGCGUUAGAAGACGAAGCCCGACGCUAGGGUUGCGCGGGAAAAGAGCAAACGGGCGUGGUUCUGACGCUGCCGCCGUCGGGCUGGACUGGCUAGCGCCCGCAGACGAAGACGAAGACGUGGGCGCCAGAAGAAAGUUGGAGAAUCCGCGCAAGACCAUGGACAAUGCAGAAGGGGGGAAGCGGAUGAAUGGAUGCUGGAUGAACGGAUGCUGGAGGUACGGAUGUCGUCGUUUCGGUUGUAGUGGUUCCAGUCGGUGGUGGGGCGGCCACGGCAGAUGCGUAGAAAUGUGGAUUAGAAAGUGGAGUAUGCUAAGUGGUGAGAAGUAG